Molecule: messenger RNA, 1629 nt
Organism: Nerophis lumbriciformis (worm pipefish)
Lineage: Eukaryota; Metazoa; Chordata; Actinopteri; Syngnathiformes; Syngnathidae
Source: RefSeq, a predicted model, not a curated record
AAAAAGCGGAAAGAAAUUGCUAUACUCGCUUCAAGCGUGUUCAGUUUAUAAAUCAUCAAAAUGUUGAAAGAGUUGGUGAAGGAGCGACUAAUGGCGGCGGCCGAUGAAAUAUUUGCGUUGUUUGAAAGAGCGAUAGCGUCAUACGAGGAGGACAUUUCUCGAACAAGAGAGGAAAAGGAGCGACGUCGACGACAACUGGACGCUGUUAGCAAGAGCCAGACUGUGCUACAAACUAAAGACGUCCAGCAGCUCAUUAGUCAUCAAGAAGAACACACUCCUCACCUGUGGGGCACUUUGGAGCAGGGCCCACGGCCCUCUCACAUUAAAGAGGAAGAGGAUGAACUCUGGAUGACUCGGAGGGGUGAGUGUCUUCUAGGGCUGAAGGAGGCCGAUCUCAUCAAGUUGCCACUGACUGUUGUCUCUGUGAAGACUGAAGACCAUAAAGAGGAACUUCAAGCAGACAACCUUUUAGCUCCACUCUCAGACUGGAAAGACACAUUAUCACACUCUCCUGAGCAAAGACCCUGGAGCAGUGACACAGACUGUGAAGGUGAUAUGAGGAGUCACACUGACUCAAAAGACAAGAAGACGGAUCAAAAACAUUGGACUUGUACAGUCUGUGAUAAAAGCUUUUCUAAUAAGGGUCAUUUAAAUCGACACAUGCUGACACACACCGGCGAAAAACCUUUUUGUUGUUCAGUUUGUAAUCAAAGUUUCCGUCAACAGUCUCAGGUCGCUUCGCACAUGAGAACACACACGGGCGAGAUGCCUUUCCGUUGUUUAGCUUGCGGCCAGAGAUUCUCUCAAAGGACAAACUUGUUGACACACGUGAGGACGCACACCGGGGAAAGACCUUUCGGUUGUUCAGCUUGCGGCGAGAGAUUCUCCAUAAAGGCGAAUAUGGUCAAACACAUGCAAACACACGCAGGAGAAAAAACAUGUUCAUGUUCAAUCUGUGGCAAGACGUUCACUCGGCAGGACACUCUAAUGGCACACAUGCGGGCACACGCGGGAGGAAAAGCUUUCAGUUGCUCCGUCUGCGGUAAGGGAUUCUCCCAAAAGGUACGUAUGGAAUCGCACAUGUGGACGCACACGGGAGAAAAAGCUUUUAGGUGCUCGGUUUGCGGUCAACGGUUCUCUCGAAAGUCGAACAUGGUCAAACACAUGAGCGCGCACGCAGGCGGAACAACAUAUUCCUGUUCUCUUUGUGCUAAAACAUUCACUCUGCGCGACAAUUGGACAGCGCACAUGAGGACACACGAUGGAGGGUAAACGUUUUACUGUGCGCGUCACAUGUGAGAAGUCACCUCAAAAAUGAGGAUCUUCAAGAUGUGUGUAUACUAGAUUCCCCUAUUGGUUAAAAGUAGAGAUGUCCGAUAACAUACCUGCCAACUACUCCGGUUUCCCCGUAAUUAGUACGGUUUUCAUCAACCUAUUCCGGGUUACGGUUGCAGUGAUAAAAAAUACGGUUUUUCAUUAAUUACAUUUUUUUUUUUUUUUUAAAGUUUUAUUCACGAAAUCGCGUAACAACAAUGACAAUCGACACUGCUUCCCGUAACUUCCUAUCGAGCCAUUCCGAAUGCCAUGCGCGAGGCUAUUUAUAGCACCGCUGCCAAGCACGAGGCACCU